CCACGCUGCAUUGCAACCCUCGGACCCCAGAAGGGCUCCCAGCACCGGGUGGACGGUGUCACCAUCCUGGUGGCAGAGAGCAAGUGGCACGGGUCUUAUGGCAAAAUGUGGGGGAUGACGGGCACCGCGGCGCGGAGCAUCCGCCCCUACCAGUCCAGCGAGCAGUACCUCUACGCCAUGAAGGAGGACUUGGCGGAGUGGCUGAAGGAGCUGUACGACCUGGACAUCGAGGUGGGCACCUUUGUGGAGGUGCUGGAGACGGGGGCUGUGCUCUGCUCCCAUGCCAACAACGUCACACAUGUGGCCGGGGAGUUCGCCCGCGCCUGCCCCGGCAUGGCCCGUCACCUCCGCCUGCCCACCGCCGGCGUCGCCUGCAACCUCACGGCACAGCCGGGCACCUUCCAGGCCAGGGACAACAUCUCCAACUUCAUCCAGUGGUGCAGGAAGGAGAUGGAUAUUAAAGACGUGCUGAUGUUCGAGACGGAGGACCUGGUGCUGAGGAAGAACGAGAAGAACUUUGUGCUGUGUCUGCUGGAGCUGGCGCGCCGCGCUGCCCGCUUUGGCAUGCGGGCCCCAACCCUCGUGCAGAUGGAGGAGGAGAUCGAGGAGGAGCUCCGCGAGGAGCUGGACCUGCCACCUGCAGACACCCCCCUGCCCCGGCCCCCCAGGAAACCACGGGACCUCCACAACCUUGACCAGAUGGUCCAGCACCUGGUGAGCCGCUGUACCUGCCCCAUCCAGUUCCCUAUGAUCAAGAUAUCUGAAGGAAAAUACCGUGUGGGCGACUCUGACACCCUCAUCUUUGUCCGGAUCCUGCGGGAGCACGUCAUGGUGCGGGUCGGGGGCGGCUGGGACACGCUGGAGCACUACCUGGACAAGCACGACCCGUGCCGCUGCACCUCGCUCUCUCACAAACAAGCCUGGAAAACCAGGAACCCCCAGCAGCAAGUGCAGCACGAGAUCUGGCUCUGCCCGCCCUCGAAGGUGGCCACCCGUGGCCAGCCCCAGCCCGCGCUGCUGGUCAGCCGCUCGCAGAGCCCCCUGCCCCCUGUUACCUGGGGGUCCCGUGUGCCCCCCGGUCCCCGGUCCCCUGCCACCCCCUCACCAGAGGGUUCGGGUCGCCCGCCGGGUGCCAGCCCUCGCCAGGAGCCAGCACAGCCCCAGAGGAUUCCUUUGGGCAGGUAAGUGGUCCAGAAAUACUCCGUGUCCCAAACCCGUGCCUGGUUUCAGAGCAGUUUUUCUCACAUCCCUGAAUUUUUUUUCC
Messenger RNA from Athene cunicularia (burrowing owl), 1264 nucleotides. Its product is annotated as GAS2-like protein 2. Gene Ontology annotation, molecular function: cytoskeletal adaptor activity; microtubule binding; actin filament binding. Gene Ontology annotation, biological process: regulation of microtubule polymerization or depolymerization; protein localization to microtubule plus-end; microtubule bundle formation. Bases 106 to 1185 code for a protein of 359 amino acids. The transcript is spliced from 6 exons. NCBI's taxonomy places the organism in Eukaryota, Metazoa, Chordata, Aves, Strigiformes, Strigidae. The record is from RefSeq and is a predicted model, not a curated record. Gene Ontology annotation, cellular component: actin filament; stress fiber; cytoplasm.